CGAAGGCAUGAGUUGAGUCAUUACAAACGGAAGAGUUGUUCGUCCAUUGGAUUCACUCGCAGCUGGAGAAGCACAAAAGAAGAACGUCUAAGGCUAUUCUUCUUCUCGUUGCAUACAGCCCAAUAGGACGAUUCUUCUGGUGGGAAUUGUGGAAAAUGUUUCUCAAAGUACAGUUGCCAUGGAAUAUCAUAAUUCCUGCUGAAAACUUGGAUGCUAAAGGGUUGAUGCUUCAAAGGGCAAUCAUCAUUCGUCUGAUGGAUGAGUUCUCUAUUAAGAAGGCCACGAAAGAUCUUGGUUAUUUUCUUGCGGUGACAACAUUAGAGAGCAUUGGGGAAGGGAAGGUUAGACAAAACUCAGGGGAUGUACUCUUUCCUGUUGUCUUCAGUUGCAUCACCUUCAGGAUUUACAGGGGAGAAAUCUUAGAGGGAGUCGUUCACAAGAUUUUGAAGCACGGAGUUUUCUUGAGAUGUGGGCCUAUCGAGAACAUUUAUCUCUCCAAUAAGAAAAUGCCGGGAUAUGAAUAUGUGCCUGGGGAAAAUCCCAUCUUCAUGAAUGAAAAGAUGCCGAAAAUUGAGAAAGAUGUGGUGGUGCGCUUCAUUGUGAUUGGGGAGAAGUAUAUAGAGGCUCAGAGGGAAUUCCAAGCAGUUGUUAGCUUGGAGGGGGAUUUUCUUGGGCCCGUUUCUUAAAAUGUUGCCUUCAUCUUCGGCUGUUCGGUGGUUCUUAUGCUUUAAUGUACGACAUUUUGUGUAAACAUUUGAUGUCUCAUUGUGCGUAGUCUUCAACUGUAUGAAAGCUAGCUAGUUGCUACAUUAUGGGGUAAAUUUCUGCCCUCAUUGUUGUUUUGUGACUAAACUCUUUGUGAACCUUUUCGAUUAGUAGUUGAAGCCCAUUUUCUUUACAAAAAAAGGUGGAUGCCCUUUCUUAUAGAAUUCUAGAAAUGGUGCAGCCACUAUUACACUA
This is a messenger RNA of Ilex paraguariensis (yerba mate), 960 nucleotides long. The record is from the annotation of a GenBank genome assembly. Lineage: Eukaryota; Viridiplantae; Streptophyta; Magnoliopsida; Aquifoliales; Aquifoliaceae.